AACAAAAGAAAAGAGAUAAAAAGUUUGUAGCAUUAUUUUCAAGAGAAACAUAAUAAUAAAAAGGUAGGCCCGUAUAUUAUUAAGCGUUUAAACUUUAAAGGGUUUUCACUAUGACCUAAUUCAAAAUUCAAAUUAGAUGAAAACCCUUAUUCUGUUGUAUGAAAACCCUGAUUUUCAGCGACUACGAAGCGAGAGGCCGAGAAAGAGUAGGUUACUUGAGUUAGAGAUUUUCAGUGACUACGAAGCUUCACGGAGAAGAGGCAGCGGCGGAAUGGUGUGUAUAUCACCGUUACAAACAACUCGGGCGGUGAGAAAUCCGCGAUUGGGGGAGGGGAAUUGCAGUGGAAAGCACGAUAAAGAUAGAUGCGUCAAUGUACGGGUCAUUGUGCGGUGCAGGCCUUUGAGUGAGGAUGAUGAGGCUAGAUUCCAUACACCUAUGGUGAUUUCUUGCAAUGACAGCAGAAGUGAAGUUUGUUUGGUUCAGAGUAUUGCAAAUAAGCAAAUUCAAAGGACUUUCCUAUUUGACAAGGUCUUUGGUUCAUCAUCCCAACAAAAGGAUUUAUACGAUCAAGCAGUACGCCCCAUAGUAUUUGAAGUUCUGGAAGGCUACACUUCCACCAUCUUUGCCUACGGGCAAACUGGAACUGGGAAAACCUACACUAUGGAGGGUGGCUCAAGAAAAAAGAAUGGUAAUAUCCCAAGUGAUGCAGGGGUUAUUCCAAGAGCCAUUAGACAAAUAUUUGACAUCUUAGAAGCUAAAAAUGCUGAGUACAGCUUAAAGGUCACAUUCUUAGAACUUUACAACGAGGAAAUAACAGAUCUUUUGGCGCCAGAAGAAUGUUCGAAAUUCAUACAAGACAAGUCAAAGAAACCAAUAGCCCUCUUGAAGGAUGGAAAAGGGGGAAUUUUUGUUAGGGGAUUGGAAGAGGAGACUGUGACAACAGCUGAUGAAAUAUAUAAGAUCUUGGAGAAAGGUUCUGCCAAGAGGAGAACAUCACAUACCAUUCUCAACAAACAGAGCAGCCGUUCUCACUCUGUAUUUUCUAUCACUCUUCAUAUCAAGGAGUGUACUCCAGAAGGAGAGGAGAUGAUCAAAUGUGGGAAGCUAAACAUAGUUGACCUGGCUGGCUCAGAAAAUAUUUCACGUUCCGGUGCAAGGGAGGGAAGAGCAAGAGAAGCAGGUGAGAUAAACAAAAGCUUGCUGACACUUGGUCGAGUCAUAAAUGCCUUGGUUGAACGUUCUGCUCAUAUACCCUACAGAGAUAGCAAGUUAACGAGGUUGCUGAAAGAUGAUUUGGGAGGUGAAACAAAGACCUGUAUAAUUGCUAUGAUAUCACCUUCCACCCACUGUUUAGAAGAGACACUCAGUUCAUUAGAUUAUGCUCAUCUUGCCAAAAACAUAAAGAAAAAACCAGAGGUCAAUCAGAAGAUGGUUAAGUCCGUCCUGAUCAAGGAUUUCUACUUUGAAAUUGAUCGACUAAAACAAGAGGUGCAUGUUACAAGAGAAAAUAAUGAAAUCUAUGUACCAAAAGAUCGUUUUCUCCAGGAUGAGGCUGAGAAAAAGGUGAUGUUAGAGAAUAUCAAACAUAUGGAAAUCGAUAGAGGGAACAAGCACUUGGCCUCCGAGAGGAACUGGAAACUGCUGAAUCAGAUGUCUCUAAUCUGUUCGCCGAAAUUGAGGGCUCAACAGUUUGAUAUCUUACAUAAGGCGGUAGCAUCUGCCACCACGCAGCAAGAACAUCACCUUAAAGCAAUGGAAGAAGAUAUGCAUCUGUUUGUAUCUUCAAAGAUAGAGGCUGCUGAACAACUUCAAGAUCAUCUAGUGAUAUUGAAAACCAAGUAUGGCUCGGGAAUCAAGAGUUUAGGAGAUUUAGCUGGAGAACUUGAUGGUAACUCUCAAUCGGUAAUUGGUGACAUGAAUACCGAAGUUUCCAAGCAUUCUUCAGAUCUUGAAAAGGUCUUUGGUCCAUCAUCCCAGCAAAAGGAUUUGUACGUUCAAACAGUGUGUCAUGGAUUUGUAUUUGAUGUUCUGGAUGCCUACACUUCUACCAUCUUUGCCUACGGGCAAACUAGACCUGGGGAGACCUACACUACUGAGGCUGGGUCUAGAAAAAAGAAUGGUGAUAUCCCAAGCAAUGUUGGGGUUAUUCCAAGAGCCAUUAGACUAAUUUUUGACAUCUCAGAAGCUCAAAAUGCUAAGUACAGCCUGAAGGUCACAUUCUUAGAACUUUACAAUGUGGAAAUAACAGAUGUUUUGGUGCCGGAAGAAUUUUCGAAAUUCAUAGAAGACAAAUCAAAGAAACCAAUAGCUCUCUUGGGGGAUGGGAAAGGGGGAAUUUUUCUUAGGGGAUUGGAAGAUGAGAUUGUGACAACAGCUGAUGAAAUAUAUAAGAUCUUAGGGAAAGGUUCUGCCAAGAGGAGAACAACAGAGACCCUUCUGAACAAACAGAGCAGCCCUUCUCACUCUGUAUUUUCUAUCACUAUUCAUAUCAAGGAGUGUACUCCAGAAGCAGAGGAGAUUAUCAAAUGUGGGAUGCUAAACUUAGUCAACUUGGUUGGCUCAGAAAGUAUUUCACAUUCCAGUGCAAGAGUGGGAAGAGCACGGGAAGCUGGUGUGAUAAACAAAAGCUUGCUGACAAUUGGUCGAGUCAUAAAUUCCUUUGUUGAACAUUCUGCUCAAAUACCCUACAGGCCUGAGCAGGUCGAGGAGCCCGAUCCAGAAGCUAUUCCUAAGGCUGUGGGUUCUUUACCCACUGAAGAGAGUGUAGUUGAUGCACCUCAGGAGAUAGAUGAGUAUGAUGACCUUGUCGGUCCAAUUGAUAUAUUGAAGCCUUUGGAGAAGUCUGGAUUUUGGGAAGAGAAAGCUUCAAAAUGGUGUGAGAGGAAAGAGGCUGUGCUGAACAGACCGAACUUGCAUCCACGAAAAAGAUUGCUCCCGGUGAUUUUUAAGAACUUUGUCGAACAUUAAAGAAGGUUAUCACAGAUGUACACAUUAGUGU
Messenger RNA from Salvia hispanica, 2999 nucleotides. The record is from RefSeq and is a predicted model, not a curated record. NCBI's taxonomy places the organism in Eukaryota, Viridiplantae, Streptophyta, Magnoliopsida, Lamiales, Lamiaceae.